AUGCGCGCCGCGUUCCUUCUCCCAGCUCUGCUCGCCUCUUUUGCGGUAGCUCGCCCUUUGGCCAAUCCAAACGCUACACGCUACGAUGCGAUCGUCCCCGGAGCCGACUGGCGCGAUACGGAUGGUGUCUUAAUCCAGGCCCACGGGGGUGCGAUGGUUAGGACCGAUGACGGUACAUUCUACUGGUUCGGCGAGGACCAUCGUCCGGGCGGAACACACUUUACGGGCAUCGCAGUGUACUCGUCAAAGGAUCUGUACAAUUGGAAAAACGAGGGCUUGGCUUUCAAACCAGUGGAGGGAACGCCAGCUGCCAGCGACCAGGUCGGGGAACGACCCAAGGUUGUAUACAGUGAGAAGACAAAGCAAUGGGUGGCCCGACCUAUUCCCAUCUUAGCUGUAUUUCCAUUCGGACAACCCAAGUUACUCUCUCAUUACCAGGCGAUUGGCCUUUCGCCUAAUUCAGGAUCUCGGCAUACAUCGCCUACGCGCUAUAUGGCUCACGCGGAAACAACGCGAUCACCCGUCUCAGACGACAGGCUGAACGUCUCCGAAAUUAUCUAUAGUUUCAGCGGUAAGCACUUCCGUCUCGCUGUUGAGAAUAUGUAUCUGAGCAUGAAUUCUAUCAAGGUACAAACCUUGAAGCUCCCGGAUGUUCAAGGAGAACGGAACUUACUACCACAUUUUCAGCCAAAAGACGGAUACCGUCCAAAUAACGCCCAGCUCUUCACCGCACCGGCGCUGACUGGGCCGUGGACUAGGCAGCCCCAACUCGCUCCAGAAGGUACCAAUACCUGGGAAUCUCAAAACACCUUUGAGCUCAAGAUCAAAGGGACUAAGAAGACAACGCAUAUAUUCAUGGGCGAUCGAUGGGACCGCGAUGAAUUGAGCGACAGCCGUUAUAUGUGGUUGCCAAUCACGAUUGGCGGGAAACAGGCCGCGAGUCUCGAAUGGCACGAUAUUUGGAAGAUCGAUGUCAACACUGGCGAGGUCACCUACCCCAAAGGAAUCUCGUAUGAGGCCGAGAAGGGCGUCAUUACUGGCGGUGCAAAUGUACGAGCUGCUCAACAUGUUCUGGCGGGAAUUAUGUUACUGGCAGUAAGUCAUCAAUUUGUCGACCUUCAAUGGUGGCCUCAUGGAUUUCCGCUAGUCACCUCCAAUAGUUCCGUUACCAUUACCAACAUCCAGGGAACUGGAAAGCCCCAAUGGCUCGCCAUUUACUAUGUCAACACUGACGUGCAAACCACUGCCUUACACCGUUAUGCCGGCGUAUCAGUAAACGGAGCUGCACCCGAAGUAGUCAAGCAGCGUACGACUGCCGAGGGUGUGGUGGUUAGUGUUCCUCUGCAAGUGCAAUUCGCCAAGGGAUCGAAGAACAACGUCACAAUCAGUGGUGUAACUGGUCGUCCCGAAAGCGCAUGGUUGGACAGAGUGAUUGUGUACUGA
This is a messenger RNA of Rhizoctonia solani, 1443 nucleotides long. Its product is annotated as glycoside hydrolase family 43 protein. The coding region runs from base 1 to 1443 and encodes 480 amino acids. The transcript has 7 exons. NCBI's taxonomy places the organism in Eukaryota, Fungi, Basidiomycota, Agaricomycetes, Cantharellales, Ceratobasidiaceae. The record is from RefSeq and is a predicted model, not a curated record.